AUGGCCGUAACACGCUCUGCCAACAAGAGCGUCUCCUCCGCAGUCGCCUCAGGGGCCUACGCACACGCCCCAAGCGCCUUCACGCUGUUAUGGCUCGCCAUAUCGCUACCGCUCGUCGCCUGGGACUGCGGAUACGUGCUGAUGCGCCCGCGGACGAUGGAGGGCGGCGAUCUACACUGGCCCAUCUACCUCCCCUACAAGCUAUACGGCGAGAUCGACUACAUCUACGGCUGGCCGGCCGUCCACGCCGGAAACGGCUUCACCGCCGGCCAGGGCCUCCUGAACGUCAUCGAGACCCUCAUGUACAUGUACUACUGGGUCAUAUACUACCAGAACGCCGUCUCUAUCGGCGGCACGAAGAAGGUCGUGGGACGCAAGGCUGCUAUCGCUGUUCUUGUCGCCUUCAGCGCCGCUGUCAUGACCCUUAGCAAGACUGUACUAUACUGGCUUUGCGAAUAUUACUCGGGCUACGCCAAUAUUGGCCACAACAGCAUGCAAGACUUAGUAUUCCUAUGGAUUAUCCCCAAUGGAGCAUGGCUCGUCGCGCCAACCGUAAUGAUCUAUGAGCUGGGCGGCGAAUUAGUAGACCACCUCGCCGCAGGAGCAGGCCCCAAACGAGACUAA
Messenger RNA from Xylaria bambusicola, 624 nucleotides. RefSeq lists its product as uncharacterized. The transcript has 3 exons. The record is from RefSeq and is a predicted model, not a curated record. Bases 1 to 624 code for a protein of 207 amino acids. Lineage: Eukaryota; Fungi; Ascomycota; Sordariomycetes; Xylariales; Xylariaceae.